AUAGCCUGCAGCUGCCAGAAGAGGUGCUGGAAGGAGCUUUUUCCCUGCAGCCCACAUCUCGGUAACAGAUGUGAAGUGCAGUUCUCGCAAGACAGAAGGGGGGUUAUUUUUGUGUUAAAUUAAAUCUUGGCAAGAAUUAGUAAAGGCAGCCAGGAGAGGUAAUGCUGAAUGCGGUUGAGGUUAAGACUUGCACAGAUGUUGUGCAUGGUUUAUGAGUGGAGAGCAGACUUGUCUAGAAGUUAGCAUGUGCCAGAACUUAUUUGUGGGCAAUUCUUCUGUCAGAGGUAAGUAUGCGGCUUCUUUGCUGAUCUGAUUGUAAGACAUGAACGUAACAAGUCAGAAGUGUCAAAGUAGGUUUCCUUCUCCCUUUGACUUGCUUUUUUGCUUAAGUUAAAUCAUCUGAGAACUUUCAGUCUGGGACACCAUUUGCUCACCCCCGUCCAUGACGCACACAGUUGGUGAUGGCUGCUCCUUGCACGCACCUAGCAUCAACAAACAUGCUUUAGCUUUCAAAAGAUGGGGAAAAAAAGGCAUAGGAGAGCAGUAUGACCCUGCUGAGCACGUGCUGUUGGGUGGUUUGAGACAGCACACUUUUGCAGCCUUACCUUUGAUUGCCAUAAACAUCACUGCUGAUAAUUAAAAAUCUAGAUUAACACUAUCUCCCCCAACCCCUGACUCUUAGAGAGGCCAGACAGGCCAGGCAGCAGCCAAGAGACGCGAGCCUGAGGGAAACAGAGGGCGCUGUGAGCCCCGCUCCCCACCAGUAAAUCCGCCCUGGGGCCGAGCACCAGACUCCGCCCCGCCGCGCGCACUGCGAGCAGGCCGGCAGCGCCUCGCCCAGCGCCUUUAAGCGGAGCUCCGCCUGCUUGCCGCGCCACGCCGGGCGGGGCCUGCUCCUGGCGCGGAGGCUAGCCGGCCCAGCCGGAAUCCCGGGCGGCCGCGGGAGCGGCGUGGCCCUGCGCUGCAGGGUGGCGGGCAGGAGGGGAGUCGGCGCGGCGCGGCGCGGCGCGGCGCGUUGCAUUGCGGGCGCCGUUGGUGUCGCCAUGGGAGCGGAGCAGAGCGCGGAGGCCGAGAGCCGCCCGGGCGAGACCAGCGCCUCAGCAUCUCCAUCCCCAGCUAAACAUCGAGCAAAAAUGGAUGACAUUGUGGUGGUAGCCCCAGGAACACAGUCUUCACGGAACGUGAGCAAUGAUCCAGAUGUCAUAAAACUGCAGGAAAUUCCAACGUUCCAGCCCCUUUUAAAAGGACUCCUCAGUGGACAGACGUCUCCAACCAACACCAAGCUGGAGAAGCUGGAUCCACAUCAAGUGCUGCAGCUGUGUCUCCGAUACCAGGACCAUCUUCACCAAUGCGCAGAGGCUGUUGCCUUUGACCAGAAUGCUUUGGUGAAGCGCAUCAAAGAGAUGGACCUCUCAGUGGAAACUCUUUACAGCUUCAUGCAGGAGCGACAGAAGAAGUACGCCAAGUAUGCUGAGCAGAUCCAGAAGGUCAACGAGAUGUCUGCCAUCCUCCGCCGUAUUCAGAUGGGCAUUGACCAGACUGUCCCGCUGAUGGAGAGGUUGAACAGCAUGCUGCCUGAGAGUGAGCAGCUGGAGCCCUUCAGCAUGAAACCUGACCGGGAGAUAAAGUCCUAGCUGCUCCAGCUCCCUCCACCUCCUGCACCCCAGUGCUUGGCACAGGUGUGCUUCCGGACUGGCCGAUGUUGGGAGUGGACAGCCGUGUUGUCUGACUUUCUGUUAGGGCACCAGAGGAGGAACAGCCCCAGCUGCCGGGGCUGUGCAGCCAGGAAUCCAGGAGCUCCCCUGGCCUCAUUGUUUGGAGAGGAACACUUAACUGUGCUUUCAUCUCCUUCCACCUGCCCUGCUCUCUCCUCUUCCACUGCCACCACCUGUGCUGAGACAUUUGUUUCAUUGCUGUAACUAGAUGUGGGUUUCAGAGGAGUUCUUUCAUCCGUUCUUUUUACUAGAAGAAUUCAAUGGGAUAUGGGGUAUGACAAACCCUCUAAUAUGCUUUCUGUGCUCUUGGGUUUAGAGAAUUAGAUGACUGGCAAGUAUUUUUGAGAUCCUCUGCACUUGGAAAUAUGUAUGCUUCAUAGGUGAAAGUGUGAGAGCCAGGAACUGGCUUAUUAAAAUCUGCCUAGUAUCAUAAUUAACACAGUUUGCGUGGCAGGGUUUUGGCAUGUCCUUUCUUGAGGCUCUUUGUUUUUAUGGGCUCACUCAUUUAAUGAGGCUGUGAAGGAAUAACUGUUACAGAUAUGUCUGUUAUUGCUGAGCAGCCUUAAUGUUCCUCUCCCUUUGCCCUGGCAGCGUCUUGUGCCCUAGUUGAUGGCUGUUCACGUCCCUUACUUUGCACUGUGAUUCUAACAGAUGCUGGUACUUGCCUGUUUACUUGGCACCCCAAAGUUGGAUGCAAGGGAUCGGAUCUUGUGUAUUUUUUUAUUUAUUGGGAUACACCAGUUAUCUUGGUGCUCUUUUAUACCAGAGGGAUGCAGUUGGAGGGGAGACUUGAAAAGUCCUUCAGACUCCGUGCUGGCUGAACUGCCAUCAUGCUGAGAGCUUGCCUGAGCGUGGUGUUUUAUGACUAAAACCACACGGCCCUUUGGGAUCAUGCUCCACAAACUGCUCCAAAGGCAACAGGAUGUUCCUGCGUUCCUGUGAACUGAGCCCCAGCUGGACAGUCGGCAGGCUGCUCAUGGGGCCGAGGCACUGCUCUGGGACUUGGGGGACUGCUGACUGCCAAGUCUGCUACUGGGCUGCUGCCACAGGCUUUGGUUUCUCCCCAUAUAAAAUGGGAUAUUUUACACACUGUUGUGAAAUAUUUACACAUCUAGAAAUGGUGUUCGAGCAGCCUGCACUGCAGUUGCACAGCAGCUCUUAUCCCAGCAGAAAGAGCAUGAAAGCAGAAGCAAGGAGCCUCGGGCUUGCUGGGCCAGUGGUAGGUUUGUGCUCAUUACAGACCUCCCAGUAUGCUGUUGCUGGUGAGGAGGCUGAACUUGAAUGGCAGUCAUUUCAGAGGUGGUCAUUCCAGACUUUGAAGGAAUCCCUGCCACAACCCGUCUGUCAGUACAGGCUUUGGGACUUCCUGGAAUAGCUCUUAGCGUAUGAGUGUACCUAAUCAGCAAAAGAUUGUCUCUAGACAUUUGAGUGUGACAGCAUCAUAGGUUUCUGAUAGCGUAAAUGGCUCCUGGAGGCAGGGAGCAACAGGCUGUUAGUUUUGCUUCACUACCAGAGGCCACAUAGCCCAGAGUGACUUUUUGUAAUGCAUGCUGCAGCCAGCGCAGUUCUGUGUUUGAAACAUGAUUGUGGGGCCUGCUGAGCAUUGCUGAGAAUGGAGUACCAUAGCUGUGAGGCCCUCUGGAUGGUGCCCAGUGAAGAGCAGUUGGCAAAGAUGUGAACAGAACAUUUUCUGGGAAGGGCAGCACAGAGUCCAUAUCUUUACUGCUCUCACUGUGGAGUUGGUACAUAGUUGUAUAUUGGCACAUACAACAAUGUGAAGAGCAGACUCCCACCUAUGCUCUUGUGUUUUGCAAUAUUUUACACUUGGUUUGUUUAAAAAAAAGAAAGUUGAUGCUUACAGGAGACUGAGCAACCUGUGACAACCUGCUUCCCGUGGUCAUGCCAAGAAUAUCCUUACCAUCCUUCCUGGAGACAUUCUCUGCCUCUUGCCACCAGACAUGGUUCAGUAGUCAGUAACUUGAAAUAGGUGUGCAGGCAGUUUGUCCUCCUCGUCCAGACCAAGCUGCUUGGAAGCGCAUGAAGUGUAGCAUUCAGCUGCUGUCUCCAACCAGUGUGAGGGUCCCCAUGCCCUGGAACACAGGCAUCUUAGGCCUGGAAUCGAUCUAGAUACCAGAUCUGCCAGCAGGGGCAAGGUUGUAGAUGCUCACUCAUGUAAAGCUUUGGACAUUUUCCUUACACUGUUAUGCAUCAGAUGAAAGUGUUGCUUCUUGCAGUGCUGAUGCAGAUGAGAAAAUAGUGCUCCUGUCCGGAACGUGCAGGAGCAGGGGCUGCAAAUCAGUUUCUUAUUUGCCUAGCUAUUGGGCUGAUAAUGGGAGAACAUGUAUAUUCCUAUGCGCUUACUGCCUUUUAAGCUUCUGGGUACACUGCUGGGCCUCCCAGCUAGUGACUCCUGAACAGCAAGGGUAAGUUGUAAUACAUAUUAUAACUUAACUAGAGGAAAUCAGGAUUGAAAUGUCAGCCUCUUCCAAAGAACACAGUUCCAUCACUUCCAUUCAACAGAUCUCAUACAUGUCCUGCAAAAUUCCUGUAUCCUCUAACUGUUCUUAAGGGAUGGCUAACAGUUCUAUUUAAAACAUCAUCAGUAGCUUUAUCACCCAUAAUUCUUAGACCUCUUGCUGAAGGGAAGCCCUUUUCUGCUGCAUGUUGCUGUUGUUUGGCUGUCCCGUGCUUUGCUCCAUGUGCUGCUUUUGAAUUCACCUUAGGUGUGGGUGAUGCUCAAGGUGAGACUUUGCUUUACUCUCUCACUCCGUGUGGCAGGGAUGUGAGAUGUGACUAGAGUUACUGUUCUGCCUACACGUUUCCUUUCCCAAGCCAGUCAGUGAUGGAGAAAGCUCAGGUCUCUCUUGAAACUGUACUGCUACUUUUAACAUGAAGGACAGAUCGUUAGUGUUAUGAACAGAAUUAUCUGUCGCAGUCCUCUGAGAAGAAGCAUUUCUUUCCAUUUCUGGUUGUGAUGUGAAAUGAAACUCAUGUGAGGCAGGUGCGGACAGAGCCUGCUGGUGUGAAACCUGAAAAGCUGGAGAGUGAAGUGAGGCCCUGGGCUGUGUUUCUUCAGGGGCUUGAGCUGCUCCAGUUCCUUUGCUGCCUUGUGUGCUUGUGGCACAAAAUGCUGGGGCACUGUACGGUACUGCACUGGAGGAAGAGGUUUCCUCUGUUACUGUUGUCUUUUCUAUAAUUUAAUGCAUUGUCAGGGUGCUAAAGUACCAACCCAUCUGCUGGUCAGUUUCUGUGAAAAUCCAGUGAAGGGGACAGAAAAUUUGUUGUUGUUGUUGUUGUUUUUUAAUAAAUGUAUUUUAAAUUAUAUAUUUAAAUAUAUUUAAAUAUUUAAAAGGUCCGUCCCCUCCUCUAGGUUUUUACACAAAGCGAGCAGAAAUAGGCACGUCCACAGACCCCUUGUCCUAUCGGCUGGCAUUCCACUGGUAUUGGUAUGGUAUCCACCUUCCCUCUGUAUCCUGUGCUGCCAGCGUGUGAUCUGACUGUGAGCCUUGUGCUCCAGUGCCCCUUGGUCUGUGCCUUACCAUCCUCUUCACUGACUUGCUCUGUAUACAGCUACGUGUGCUACAUGUUCCAGCUCCAACAUUAAAACGUUUGGUAUUGCUCUUU
This is a messenger RNA of Phasianus colchicus (ring-necked pheasant), 5339 nucleotides long. It is a transcript of the gene BORCS5, whose product is annotated as BLOC-1 related complex subunit 5. Gene Ontology annotation, biological process: positive regulation of anterograde synaptic vesicle transport; lysosome localization; organelle transport along microtubule. Lineage: Eukaryota; Metazoa; Chordata; Aves; Galliformes; Phasianidae. Gene Ontology annotation, cellular component: BORC complex; synaptic vesicle membrane; cytoplasmic side of lysosomal membrane. The record is from RefSeq and is a predicted model, not a curated record.